Cinclus cinclus is the source of this 1125-nucleotide messenger RNA. RefSeq names its product chromosome 11 C16orf87 homolog (gene HDIP1). The coding region runs from base 74 to 556 and encodes 160 amino acids. Lineage: Eukaryota; Metazoa; Chordata; Aves; Passeriformes; Cinclidae. The transcript has 3 exons. The record is from RefSeq and is a predicted model, not a curated record.
UCCUCCCGCCGGCUCCUCCCGGGGCGGGCGCUCCGGCCGUGGCCGUGUCAGCCCAGCCACGGCAGCAGCGAGCAUGUCCUCCAGUAGGGCCAAGAAAGUGAAGAUGGCCACCAAGUCCUGCCCCGAGUGCGACCAGCAGGUUCCUGUUGCAUGCAAAUCAUGUCCCUGUGGCUACAUAUUUAUCAGUCGAAAACUCUUGCAUGCUAAACGUGCUGAGAGAUCACCACCCAUCACAGAAAACAAGAGUGAGGCCAAAAGGAGGCGGACAGAGAGAGUUAAGCGAGAGAAGAUAAAUUCUGCAGUAAGUAAAGACUUAGAAAACCGAAAAAGAUCCAGGUCUAGCAGCCAUUCAGAUCAUAGCAGACGAGGAAGAGGAAGACCUAAGAGUGCCUCAGCGAAAAAGCACGAGGAAGAAAGAGGUAUGAGAGCUGGAGAAAUCUGUUUGUUGGAUUUUUUAUUUAUAUCUUUUUUAAUCAGUAAACCUUUAUACCAUUCAAACCAUUCAACUAGACUAGUUCAUCCAGUACCUGAUACCUUAAUGUGGGGAAGGGACUGAUUUGCAUGUGUAGAGACCUCUGGUUUUAAGUUUCAGUGUCUGAUGAAACUAACUACAAAUAUGUAAAUCUGUAUUUUUAGCCAUUGUAUCAAGUUUCAACAUGUAGGUUGAAAGCCAUUGGACUGAAGUAUUAAAUAGGUUUUUUUUAUUUUAGUUAUUUUUGUUGAGGUGCUGCUGCUCUGUAUGACCAAGACAAACCAUAUAAUGAUACCUGUUGUCAGAGAGGGGGUUAGGAUGACUGCAUUGCUUUAAAAGUUUCUUGAAACCUUUUGGAGGGCCAAAGUAAAAAGAGCAUUUUGACUCACUACUAUGACCUGAAUUUUGGUCCCUUAUUUCUGGAGGAAAGAAUUCCUCCUUGCCUGUUAAGGUUCCUUGGUGACCUGCUGUUUUUAAUCAUUAUACACUAAAGAGGCUGUUACAUAGCUGGAGUAAUUCUAGAACCCCUCAAGAGUGUAACUGGCACUUAGGACUCCUCUUGUUCUAAGAGCCUAUUGACACUGCAUUUGCUAGCCAUGUUUUUGGAGAUAGUAAUUUUAGACCUGAAUUAUGAAUCCAAAACUUACCAUGGG